UUAUCAACCAACCCGCUAUUACGUAACAAAAUGUUAAGAUCUCUGUUUUGAAUGAGUCAACAUUUCUAAUAUAGCAUCCAUUCUUUUAACAUUUUCGCUGACAGAAUGGAAAAAUGUAACAACUCGUGCCUUAUUUAUGAAACUAAUGCCCGGAGAGAACGCGAGAACAAAACCGCAGUCGGGCGAUAAAAGGAUUUAUCUCGCGUUUUUUUUUUUUUUCUAAGAUAAGAUAAAGGUAAAGUCAACAGUACGCGUAACGACCCGAAACGUUUCAAUCGAAAAUUAGUUCUAGUGUUGUAAACGUACCGGUAGCAGUACCAUUGCUAUUCGACACGACGCGAUAUAUUGUUGCGCAAAAAGUUUUUUGAAUUAGUAGGCGAUUAUCCAGAUCCAUUAAAAAUCAGCUUCAAACAUUUACCACACAACCUACGAUCGGGCCUGCCUUUCCUCACUCAUGAUCCCGAACCAGAAACCCACCCGACAAUCUCAGAAACCCAAAACAUGAGACCGUAUCGGAAAAGACCUUUCGCUUGUCUUCUGAACAACGACAACAAUAGCGAAGAUUCCGAUAUACAUCAGGCCGCAAUUGAAAAUGGCGAACAAGUGGAAAAGGAACUUGAAGUCAAAAGCAAAAAGACUUGGAAAAGGAAGAUAUCGAGGAAAUUAUACCGGCAUCACAAUAUCAAACUAUUUACACCAAAUGAAUAUCGUAUUCCAUCGUUUUUGAAACAAAUCGAGUCCGGCCCCAUAAAACAGCCAGUAGUAGUGCCCGAGCCUUUGGAAGCAGUAGUGCCGGUUUCAAAUGAAUCGAUCACCGAAGAUAUCGUUAAUACUUUGGCGGGACAAAAACAGCCUGUAAAUGGGUCUAGAAUAGAUUAUUUAGAAGAGAACAAUAAUAAUAUUCAGAAUGUUAAUAACAAUCUUGUUGGGAAACAUCAUUUGCCAGCUAUAGUACUCCCAGCGACCACUCCUCGAAGAGAAAGUAUGGAAAUCAAACCACUACCGAAAAAUCCCGAUGAGACAAACGAAGUCACAAGGACAAUUUCCGAUAUAGUCAUAAGCACGACUACUGACAUAGUCCCAAGGACAACCGCCGACAUAGCCACAUCAAGAACGACCUCAGACAUAGUUACACCAAGGAUGACUGCAGACAUGCCAGUAUUACAAACCGAAACCCAUCCUCAGUCCAAUUCACCAGAGCCCGAAAAUGUCAUCGAGCUACAACAUCAAGAACCAGCAGAAGAAGAUCAACACCUUGAACAAAUUGAAAAUGAAGCUACUGAUGAUGAAGAACAAACAGCCAUUGAUGUACUCGAACUCAAUUAUUCACCGGAACCUGAAAGUCCUAUUUCAGAAAUUCCAAUUGACUUAAGCCAAAAAAGCAACUCAAAACCAAAAAAUGUUCCAAAAAUGCCUCAGCCCAGUUUGAAUACAAUUCAAGAUCAAAUGAAACUACUAUUACCUCAAAGCACAAUUGACCGUAUCCAAAACAACUACGAUUGUUUACGUAAAUAUCUAAGUAGACGACCUUUUAAAUUCGACGUUGACGAAUUGACCUAUAUAUCAGGAGUUUAUCUGGACUUGGAACAUUUAAAAGACGAAUUACCUGAAAAAUUUCAACCAGACCUGAUGCAAAUGCUCGCAAAAACAAUAAAUUUUAUCGACGAAAAUCUUAAAAGGCUCGACCCUGAAAUAGAAACACUAAAUGUCAUUGGGUAUUUAGGCCAACCUGAAGUAACCUCUACCAGAGCCAUCAUGGGAGCCACCCUCAACAAAAUAAUUCAAAAACAACAAUGCAAACCUAAUGCAACUUUUUCAUUCGACAUACUCGAUCCGAAUGGUAUGCUACCGAGAAAACUUGCAGAACUACAAAAUCUAAGAUUGCGGUCGGGCAAUGAUAAGCCUCCGCCUCCCUAUUCGGCCAAAACUCAGGCAAAAAGGCCUCGGUGCAAGAGUCACAGAGAAAAUGCCGAGAAACAAAUGGAAGAAUUAAGGAGGGCGGCGCUUUUCGGUUCCACAACUCCCUCGAAUGAAAAUUUGGUGAGGCCUCAAGCUCAAGUAUUAGCGAAAUUGCUUCAAAAAUUGUUACAUGGAAAUGUGCCUGAAUUGAAUCAGAAUCAACAAUUGAUUAAUCAGACAUUAGCCCACCAGGGACCUUCGUCUGACAAUGAAAAUCAGAGACCUUUAUUGGUGAAAGAAUUGAUUAAUCAGACAUUAGAACGUCAGGGGCCCUUAUCUCAGGAUAAAAAUCUAUUGGUGAAUAAUCAACCUGCACAUCAGGAGCCCUUAUCUCACAAUAACAUUCAGAGAUCUUUAUUGGGCAAUAAUUACUCAACAUUACCAAAUCAAGAGCCUCUAUCUCACAAAAAACUGAUGGCUGAAAAUGAAAGGCUUUUGAAUAAUUUACCUGAAGUGAGUUAUCAAACAUUGCCAAUUCAGGGGCCUCUAUCUCAAAAAGAAAUUGCUGAAAAUCAAAGGCUUCGAUUGCCUCAAUUGAGCAAUCAAGGUGAAAAUCAAAGGCCUUUAUUGGUGAAUAACUUUUCUCAAUUAACACAUCAGCAGGGGCCCUUUUCUCAAAAUGGAUCCAUUGAUGAAAAUCAUCAGAGGCCAAAUAAUUGCCUGGGUAAUCAAACCUUACAACAUCAGGGGCCUUUAUCCCAAAACGAAUUGUCAAUUGAAAAUGAAAGGCUUUUGUUACUAAAUAAUUUGUAUAAGUCGAACAAUCAUACAUCAUCCCAAGAGGGAGCCUUAUCCCAGGAUAAAAAUCAGAGGCCUUUAUUGGUGAAUAAUUCUUCUCAAUUGAGAUUAGCACAUCAGCCCUUUUCUCAAAAUGGAUCGAUUGCUGAAAAUCAUCAGAGGACAAAUAAUUUGCCUAAAUCAAUUCAUCAAAAUCAGCAGGGGCCCUUUUCUCAAAAUGAAUCGAUUGCUAAAAAUCAUCAGAGGCCAAAUAAUUUGCCUAAAUCAAUUCAUCAAAAUCAGCAGGGGCCCUUUUCUCAAAAUGAAUCGAUUGCUAAAAAUCAUCAGAGGCCAAAUAAUUUGCCUAAAUCAAUUCAUCAAAAUCAGCAGGGGCCCUUUUCUCAAAAUGAAUCGAUUGCUGAAAAUCAUCAGAGGCCAAAUAAUUUGCCUAAAUCAAUUCAUCAAAAUCAGCAGGGGCCCUUUUCUCAAAAUGAAUCGAUUGCUGAAAAUCAUCAGAGGCCAAAUAAUUUGCCUAAAUCAAUUCAUCAAAAUCAGCAGGGGCCCUUUUCUCAAAAUGAAUCGAUUGCUGAAAAUCAUCAGAGGCCAAAUAAUUUGCCUAAAUCAAUUCAUCAAAAUCAGCAGGGGCCCUUUUCUCAAAAUGAAUCGAUUGCUAAAAAUCAUCAGAGGCCAAAUAAUUUGCCUAAAUCAAUUCAUCAAAAUCAGCAGGGGCCCUUUUCUCAAAAUGAAUCGAUUGCUGAAAAUCAUCAGAGGCCAAAUAAUUUGCCUAAAUCAAUUCAUCAAAAUCAGCAGGGGCCCUUUUCUCAAAAUGAAUCGAUUGCUGAAAAUCAUCAGAGGCCAAAUAAUUUGCCUAAAUCAAUUCAUCAAAAUCAGCAGGGGCCCUUUUCUCAAAAUGGAUCGAUUGCUGAAAAUCAGAGACCAAAUAAUUUACCUCAAUCACAUAAUCAAACCCUACAUCAGAGACCUUUAUCUCAAAAUGCAUUGACAAAUGAAAAUCAAAGGCUUUUAUUAUUAAAUAAUUUGUAUAAAUCGAGUAAUCAUCCAACACUACCACAGCAGGGGUCUCUAUCUCAAAAUGGAAUAAUGAUUGAAAAUCAGAGACAUAUGAUGCCAAAUAGUUUGCCUCAAAUAAAUAAUCAAGAAUUAACUGAAAAUCAAAGGCUUUUAUCUCUAUAUAAUUAUAACCAAAUAUUACCGCAUAAUGGAUUAAUGGCUAGAAAUGCAAUUCAUCAAAUGCCUCCAACAAUACAAGAAAUUCCUCAAAACAAACCAACCAAAACCACACAACGCACCUAUGCCCGUGCAAGACCUCAAACGAAAAAGCAAACAUUAAAAAAUCAAAGAGCUGCUCAAAUUUAUCACAUCGAAUCAAAUGAACAACCUCCUCAAACAUACAAUGGAUCAAAUGCCAGAAACAAACAAGCAACUAAUAUUUCUCAAACAUUAAUAAGUCCCCACGAAUUAAAUCAAAUGAGUACAUUAUCACAAGAUCAAAUCCCCUAUCCAAUUCCUUCCAAUGCACCUAUGCCUACAAUAAAUCCUGCACUCUUUCCAGGACCUAUGCCUACUCCAAGUCCUCUGAUCCCUCCAUACUACGGCCCAAACAUGCCUUAUUAUUGUCCACCAAUAUACAUACCCGAUACGAUCCAUUCAAUGGUGAGGCCUCCACCUCAUUUGAUGCCAACAACGCAAGAGAGCUCGACACUUUUAGCUCAAGCCUUGCAAAAAAAAACUCCUGAGAAUGCAACUGUUGUGGUUCCAGUGGAUACAAAUACCACGCUUCAAAAAGAAGUCAGUCCGAUACAAGUUCCUGUGGUUGUUUCGACUCCGGACACUUCCAAGAAAAUUACAAAGGAACCUACUACUACUAGAGUGCCGUCCAAUGAUGACAAUAAUAAAACACAAUUAGAAUCGCCAAAGGCCAGUGAUCAGCCCCGAACGACGGUCAUAAAGAGUUCCAAUGAAACGACGAUUGCAGACGAUAUCAAACAAGAAAAGGACGAAUUUGAAGGAAUAAUCGACAAAAUAAAAACCAACGACAAGCUGAAAGAGAAAAUUUUCAAUUUAAUAAAGUGCAUACCCAAAAACCCGUUGCCCGAUUUAAUCGAAAUCAGCGAUAGUGAGGAUGAUGAGCAUUGUGAGGCUAAAAGCCCAAUCAAAAGUGAAUCACCAAAAAAAUUAACAUUAUCAGACUAUCCUGUGAGAAUAUCUGUACCUUAUAGUCCAGAAAUUGAGCCAAUUUCUCCUGUAAACAACAACAACUCAUUCACUUAUCCAAAACAAAUAACUUUUGGAGAUCUACAAGCCAACUGUAACAAUAAAUCAAACCACAAUAAUAAUAAUAACAAUAUAGAAGACCUAAUUCCUAAUGGUAAGCUACGUUACAUGCCUGAACAACAUGCUUUUUUACGCUAUCACGAUCAUGCUCAGGCUGAAAUGUUUCUGAAAAGCUUAGAAAACGACCAGGAAUUUUUAACUCAAACAGACCUAAGUGCAAUCAAAAAAGCCUACAAAAAUAUAUUGGAUACAGGUUUGAACAAAUCAAAGCAAACCGAACUGAUUACUUUGCCCGAACAUGUAGAAUUCACCAAAAUGGAAUGUCUGGAAGAUGUUGAAAAAUAUAUUUCAGAGAGGCAAUUGGUUGAUGUUUUUGUGCCGUGUGAUUUUGCCAGGUUUUACGCCUAUGUAACUGGGUUUCAGAUUUACAACAAAAAUCCUCCUAUUUCGUUGAGGACUUUUUUGACUAUGUACAACACCAAUGGGCUGAUGGAGUUGAUGAGGAAGUAUUUGAUUGAAAAGGGGUGCGGAUAUAAUAACUUGGAUGUUAGUUCUAUUAUGCCUAUACUUAAUAAAAAGUAUUAAAUGUUUAUUUUCUAGGUUUUAGUUUGUAGAUUUUAAUGUUUUGCGACUGUUUUUCGUUUUUUUUUUUUACUUUUUUAAUAAAUUGACUAAUUACCUGUGUGUUUUGUUUGAUUUUUUUCUUUUUGAAUCAUUUCAGAUUAUACAGGAGAGGCGAUUUUCCUCAGUUUAUCCUUCAAUAAUGCGAAAGUAUUUUCUUGAAUUUUUCCAGGGACAUUUUUCGUUUUAAGUUGU
This is a messenger RNA of Ceutorhynchus assimilis (cabbage seed weevil), 5787 nucleotides long. The record is from the annotation of a GenBank genome assembly. Lineage: Eukaryota; Metazoa; Arthropoda; Insecta; Coleoptera; Curculionidae.